AUGGAGAAUCAGGAGCCCGAAAUCGAGAAAUUAGCUCCAGAUGAGGUUCCUGAUCGAGAACCAGACCAGAAGAAGCUCAAGAUUUCCACCACCGGCGAGGAAACAGAUUCCUCUGCUGCUGUUACUGCUGCAGCCGGCGGAAGCGGCGGCGCUGAGCGUAGACCACCGAAAUACAGGCGCCGGAAAGUCGCCAUCGUGUUUGCAUUUUGCGGGGUAGGGUACCAGGGGAUGCAAAAGAACCCCGGCGCGAAAACCAUCGAAGGCGAGCUCGAAGAGGCUCUGUUCCACGCCGGCGCCGUACCAGAAGCCGAUCGGAACAAACCAAGAAAUUACGAAUGGGCGCGAUCGGCUCGCACGGAUAAAGGCGUGAGCGCGGUGGGGCAGGUGGUUUCCGGUCGCUUCUACGUCGAUCCUCCCGGAUUCGUCGAUCGGCUCAACUCGAAUCUCCCUGAUCAGAUCCGUGUGUUUGGCUACAAACGCGUCGCGCCGUCGUUCAGCUCCAAGAAAUUCUGCGAUCGGAGGAGGUAUGUGUAUCUGAUUCCGGUUUUCGCUCUUGAUCCAUGCUCGCAUGGUGAAGCCGAGAUGGUUAGAACGGAUUCGGGAUACGAAUAUGUGGAAUGUGUAGAGUGUUCUGAGAAAGGCUAUAAGAUUCCGCUUGGUGUUAUGGGCAAAGACGCUAGUGAUGAUACAACAAAGCCAUUGGAGGAGCUUCACUCAGACAUUACGUCGAGCAACUUAGAUGCAGUAAAGUGUGAAGCUUUGAGCUCUAACGCACCUCAUGGAGAAAACUCUGAUUCAAUCUCUAAAACAGAGGAUAAGCAAGACGGUGGUUGCGAGUCAAAGUUGGAUACUUUGGCUAAUAAGGAAGAGUUGAACAAUGGCGAGAGCAAGUUCUGUUAUGGAGAGAGAGAGAAGGAGAGGUUUAACAGAAUCCUAGGCUAUUACGUUGGUUCUCAUAACUUCCACAACUUCACCACAAGAACGAAAGCAGCAGACCCAGCUGCGAACCGGUACAUUCUCUCCUUCAAUGCAAACACGGUGAUUAACCUCGAUGGGAAAGACUUUGUCAAGUGUGAAGUUGUUGGACAGAGCUUCAUGCUUCAUCAGAUCCGUAAAAUGAUCGGACUUGCUGUUGCAGUCAUGAGGAACUUUGCACCUGAAGCAUUGAUCCAAACCGCUUUCAAGAAGGAUGUGAGAAUAGUUGUACCAAUGGCGCCAGAAGUUGGACUAUACCUUGAUGAAUGCUUCUUCACGUCCUAUAACAAGAGAUUUAAAGGCACUCACGAUGAGGUGUCAAUGGAAGAGUACAAGGAAGUAGCUGAAGCAUUCAAAUGGAAGCAUGUGUACUCUCACAUUGGCUCAGCUGAAGAGAAAGAUGGAAUUGUGGCGAUUUGGUUGCAUUCGUUGAACCAAAGAAACUAUCCGGACCUACGUGUUGCUGAACACAAACCGGAUGAAGUCAUUUUCUAUAAGAAGAUUGAAGAAGCCUCUGAUGAAAAAGUCCAUGAAGAGAAAGUUUCAGUGAAGGAAAACACUAAUGGUACCGGAGAGCUAAUUGUUGCCGACAAGGUAAAUGAUGAAACCUCCGUAGAGAUGAGUGUGGAAGAGAAGGCAACCGGGUGA
Microthlaspi erraticum is the source of this 1623-nucleotide messenger RNA. Lineage: Eukaryota; Viridiplantae; Streptophyta; Magnoliopsida; Brassicales; Brassicaceae. The record is from the annotation of a GenBank genome assembly.